Mytilus californianus (California mussel) is the source of this 4392-nucleotide messenger RNA. RefSeq lists its product as uncharacterized. Lineage: Eukaryota; Metazoa; Mollusca; Bivalvia; Mytilida; Mytilidae. The transcript is spliced from 8 exons. The coding region runs from base 100 to 2079 and encodes 659 amino acids. The record is from RefSeq and is a predicted model, not a curated record.
UUAGAGCAAAGAUGUUUCUGAACAAUAUACAGUUAUGUGUAAUUCUUUUAUUUCCUUUGACAGAAUUUGAAGUUAACUUUACAACUACAUCAGACCAGUAUGGCAUUAACAGAAAAUCAGUAUUGUGUAAAGUAUCUGACUAAAGUGGUCAAAUCACAGGAGAGAGAAAUACAGUCAACAGAAAGAAUGAUUAACAGCCUGUUACAUCUGGUUAGACAGCAAAAUUUGAUCAUCAAAGGAUCUGGUAUGUUGACCUCUGACCUGGAAGGUGAAUAUCAACAGAUCCAGAGCAUGGCUGAAGGGAGGGAAGUGUCAUUUGCUGAUCAAACAUUCACAGCUGGAAACCAGCCAUUUUGUCUAUCUGGUCUCCUAGACUUCAAAAGUUUGCCUUCAGAGUAUAUUAUGGGAUUAGAAAAAAGUACAGCAUCUGAAUCAUUAUUGUGCAAUAAAGAGACUGGACAUGUAAGUUCAUUAAAACAUUCGACGGAAACAGAAAGUGAAGGAAAUUCCUACAGCUACAAGUCAACAUCAACAGCUGGUCAUACACCAUUUCCAAAUAAAUCUCAUCCUUCAAGGGAGACAACUGUGAUAUGUAACCAGACAAAUGAUGCAAACAUUGCUCCAGUUGUGCCAGAGAGACUGGUUUCUUGUAUAAAAAGUGCAGAAAUAACUGCUUCUUCUACAACAUGUUCUAUUUUAACAGUAGAAUCUAGUGUAGAUAAACAAAAUUUGAAAUUAAGCAAUCAUAUGCUUCAAAAUGCUUUAAGAUUAGAAAAUAAAUCAUUAAAUUUGGUAAAAAACAGUGAUGUCUGUCAUACCAGUCAGUCUCUUGAUUCAACUUUUACUUUGGAGGAAAAUAAAUCAGAUGAACAAAACUCUACUUUCACAUUGAUGGAUACCAGUGACAAGGAUCCAGAAAUUAUAGCAAGGACACCAGUUAUUGCUGACAAAUUUUCAAGGUCAUUUAAUUAUGACCAAAAUAACUCUAGUGUGCCAAUUGUUGAUACAAAACAGUUUGUAAAUAAUACUAGUACUAAUGUACAAAGUAGUCUGUGUCAGAAUACUGAUAGUGCUAUUAAUAUGAUGCCACAUGUUGCCGCUUUGAGUGUCUGUGAUUCCACUGUCUCUGUAAGCAAUCAAUGCUGUCAGAAGUCUACAAUGCUGUCUCCUAAUAGUGUAAACAUUUCACAUUCAAAUUCCAGUGUGACUGCUAUACAAUCUCAGAGUAAUGGAAUGAUUGAACUGCAAUCUCAGUAUCAACCAGUGUGUGACAGUUCUGCUCUCCAGUCACAGAACAAUAUAACAGGAAGUACAUGUGUGGUGCAAUCUAAUAACAAUGCAAAUGUUAGUUUACCAAUAUCAAACAUUCAAGUCUCACAAGAGAGAUGUAGUCUACAAAAUAGGUCGCCUAGUCAUCAUUCUAGCUUAACCAAUGCAAUGAGAAAAACACCUGUUGCACCUGUCUUUUUAUCUAGAACAAGUCAGUCAAAUAGUAUUAACACAGAUACAUUAGAAUCAGCAGGUCAUGAACCAUCAGAUUUGCAAGAUGAUGGAUCCUCAAGCAUGUCAAGUGAUAGUAAAAGUCAUGCUGUAAGAUCAAUAACAUUUGGUGGUUUACCAUGUACACCAGAUUCUGUUCGGAAAGCACGUAGCUAUGCAGAAGUUCUUCAGUCACCACAAGUAGUAAGGACUCCACUGAGAGAAAUGAAUAACAACACACCACUUAGUGAACAGAAUCAGAGGCAAAGUCUAGGCAGUAAAAUGAUGAUGAAGAAAGAGAAUUUGUUUGAGGAUAACAGUGAAGAGAUCAAGAAAACAUGUAAGAAACUGAACGAGCUUGGAUUACCUUCUCUGAUGGAAAGAUGGCAUACUGAUCCCAGAAAACCAAGAAAUCAACAAACACAACAGCCAAGCUACAUGCAACCAACAAAAGCUGCAAGAUAUAGAACUAAAAUAAAACAUAUAAAUAAUGAAAAUCUUGAACCCUCAAGAGUACCAACAGGCAACCAGUGCAUUAAAAACAGGAAUUUUAAAAGAAGUCAGUCAGUAUCCAAUGUAAAACCUGGUUGGCAGAUAUGAUAGUGAACUCACAUAUAUUUAUUUGCAUUAAACAGAAAUGAACAAGAUGCCAGAUUUAUUUCACAGUGGAUAUAUAAAUAUUUCAUUCAUUUGAACAAAACAACUAAAUGAAAGAUAAUAUAUAAGUAAUUGUAGUCUUAAACCAUACCACAGUUAAUUUUGUUCUUUGGAUUUUUCUACAUAGAAUUUGUGCAAUGUUUUGAUUACAAGAAAAACAGUGUAUUAAUCCCUUACAAAGGACCUUUGAGGUUCAAAACUUUUAUGAACAAACAUUUAUGCAUUUGUUUCAUUAGCAAUAUUUUAUGGAUAGCUGCUUAGUGGAAGUUUACAACUGUUUCCUGUUGAGAUAUCUUUCAAAAUCCCUCUUUAAUUUUGAGCAACCACCAAUGUAAAUUAUUAACUAGAAAACAUUCUUAUGUCUCAGAAAAAAAGGAUAGAUUAUGUACUAGAAAUUGUAGUCUUUUACCUAUACCACAGUGGGUUUUCUAAUUUCUUUUUUCUUUUUGUUCUAAUUAUUUUUCUGAAUCAUAUUUGUGCAAAGUUUUCAAUUACAAAAUAAAAAAUCUCUACCAUGAUAUUGCAGUUUCAAUAAAUGAUUGAAAAUCUAUAUUUUUUUACACUAAGUUCUGUUCCAUUUAAUGUUUAUUUUAGCUCUGUCAACCAUUGUGUACAGUUUAUGGACUCAUUCUUUUAGAAAAGUAUUUUAAUUUUGCUAAGGAUUUAAAAAAAUAUUUAUGUGCAUGAAUUAGAUUUCAUUUUUGUAAUGUGUUAAAAUAAUAUAUUACAUUUUUUUCACUUCGUACUAUUUUAAGGUAUAUACCGAGGAUUUAAAUAAAGCAAAAAAUGAAAAUUUAUUUGAAACAAAAUUGAUAUGAUCAUUAUAGUUACUGUUUAUUCAAAAUUUUAUGUGUUUAAAGGGUUUAUUAAUUACUGAGAAUUUUCAAUAAAGGACAAUGAUGCAAAAUUUAAUUAAUACAGUUCAUCUUCAUAUUGUACAUUUAGUAGAAUGUUACUGUCAAAAAUAAACAUGCAGGAUUUAAUUAUUGGGAUUUUUUACUCUCUGAAGCAUUGCAUGAAUGUCAGAAAUUACCAGUACUGUAUGACAGAGGUAAAACUUUGUCAAAAAUAUAAUAAUAUUUUUGUAAGUUGUAAUUAACAGACUAUAGUUAUUCAAAUGCCUGUAGAAAUGUAAAGUAGAAAAUAGAAAUGCUAUAAUGAUAUAUAAUUUUCAAUGUUCAUUGAAAACUGUCAAUACAAAAUAUGGCAUUGAGAUUGAAUAACAGAAAUCUUCUGAAUUUGUAAAUUAUUUUAUUGAAGGUUUGAACUUGUUUUAAAUUUUAUAAUUAUGUCUAUGAAACUAGUUAACAGUAAUUUUAUCUGUUGAGGUAUUUCUUUGAAUGAACUGAUGUAUUCAAAUAAAACAAUUGUCAUUGUCUCACAUGUUAAAGACUAUUGCAUAAGAUAAGACACAGGUAAUGCAUGAAAGAACAUUCAAUAAGAUAGAGGCAAAAGAUACCAAAGCAACAUUAAAACUCAUAAAUCAAAAAUUAACUGACAACGCCAUGGCUGAAAAAGAAAACACCAACAGACAACAGUACACACAACACAACAAAGAAAGCUAAAGACUGAGCAACACGAACCCCACCAAAAACUGUGGGUGAUCUCGGGUGCUCCGGAAGGGUAAGCAGAUCCUUCUCCACAUCAAUAAAUAUCAAUACAGUAAAAACUCUAAUCUUUAGAAUAACAACAUUAUAAAUAACAAAAGCACAAUUACAAACUAAACAAUAUUAUACUAUAUCAAAGAAUGCUAGCUGUUGCUGACAGCAACUUGCUUAUAGGAAAUUAUGUCAGCUACGCUCUAAUAUAUUAUGCUGUACUUCAAAGAAGAUUUCAUACAGCAAGCUGUCCUGGAAAAAAUAACAAUACCGAACUCCAAGGAAAAUUCAAAACGGAAAGUCCCUUAUCAAAUAGCAAAAUGAAAACAUCAUUUUGUGCAACGGCCAGAACAAACUACUGGAUCAAUAAGUCUAGUUGGACAAAAAGACUGAUUUGAGAGACAACCUGUAAAGCUUUAAUAGUAUUACUGUAAAAAGCUUGGUGUAACACAUCACUUUUAUUUAUUUUCUUGCAGAUGGUUCAUAUGCAUGCUUUCACAAGAACUUUCUAUAUUUGUGAAAUAAUUUAGUAUAAAAAGUUAUUGUCCAAUUUAUGAUGUAGAUUUGUUUAGUAAUGAAAAUACGUAUUAAAAUCUGAGAUGUUGCUGCAAAUAUAAAAUGCUUUAUAUGUAAUAAUAAAAACAGAAGACAUAGACAA